AUGUCAACCCCUAUCCCUGUACCUCCCACUGCUGGACCAUCUACCCAACCGUCUACUAAUGGAAUCCCUCCUCAAACUCAAGGGGACGCCAAGAAACGUGUGGAGCCCGACCCGGAUCAGAUUCGUCGAACAAAACAACCCAGACCACCACUUCCCCCUCCUCAUAUACUCGCGUCUUUAGUACCGGAAUCAGUGGCAUUCAAUGAGCUCUUAGAUGUUGAAGCGAAACUUGAUUGGACUUUGAUGAGAAAAAGAGCGGAGAUUAAUGAUACACUUGGUCGACCAGUGAAGGUCAAACGCAAUAUCAGAGUGUUCAUCUCUAAUACCGCACACGACCAAACAUGGCAAGCCGCACAAUCAGCUCAAGCAGUCAUAGAUUUUGAUGUAUCUAUGAACGCAGCUGUAGAGUCGAAGGAUUCUGGGGACGGCGUGGAGAAUGGGGAUCAACCAUCCGGUGGGACUGGGAACGAUGUGGACUUAUCAACGGGAAAAGGUAUUCCGGGUUGGGUAUUGAGGGUAGAAGGAAGAUUGCUCGAUUCUGGGAAUGUCAGAAUAGACAAGACCAAGAGAAAAUUCUCAACCUUCCUGCGUAGGGUAGUAGUCGAGUUCGAUAAUCGCGAACCACCCACUUAUCCAGAGGGAAAUGUAGUAGAGUGGUCUCCUGCAAACCAGCCUCCUACAGAUGGCUUCGAAAUUCUUCGUCGGGGAGAUUCGAACGUCAAUUGUCGUAUCAUCCUCGACAUCGCUCAUUAUCCCGAACGAUACCGUAUCACUUCUCCGCUUAGUGAACUGAUAGCGAGUAAAGAGGGGACUAGAGGGGAGAUCAUUUCUGCUGUUUGGAAAUUGAUAAAGAUUGCUGGUGCGCAAGAUAAAGAAGAUCCUACCAUCGUGAGACCAGUCGGGGGUUUAGAAAAGCUGAUGAUGCCCGGACAAGACGGAGUCCCCUUUCAUGACAUCCCUCAACUUGUCACUCGUUUCUUAGCUCAUCCAGAUCCCGUAGUGAUACCCUACACCAUCCGCGUUGACCGAGAUUAUCAAUUUCACGAUAAAUGUUUUGAUAUCCCGGUGGAAAUGGAAGAUCCUCUCAAGAGCAAGAUGGCUGAUUUACUCAAACGGAUCGAAGGGGAUGAAGGGAAGGAGAUUAUGGAGUUGGAAGAUAAAGUUGGGGAAUUGGUCUAUCACGCUAGGGAAUUGAAACAGAAACGUGACUUCUUAGAAGCUUUCGCCACAAACCCUCAAGCUUUCAUACAAAACUGGCUUCAAGCUCAAGCUCGGGAUUUAGACGAAAUGCUGGGUUUCCAAAUAGGCGUAGCAUCUCUCAACGGCGGAAGCGUCCGAGAAGAGGAUCUGAGAAGGAGCGACUUGUUCACUAUGCCUUGGGUCGAUGAAGCUAUCGUAGUGCAUGAAUCAGCGAGGAUGGAACAGGAACGUCGUCAACAUGGGAAACGAUGA
Tremella mesenterica DSM 1558 is the source of this 1452-nucleotide messenger RNA. RefSeq lists its product as uncharacterized. The transcript has 7 exons. Gene Ontology annotation, cellular component: SWI/SNF complex; nucleus. Gene Ontology annotation, biological process: regulation of transcription by RNA polymerase II. The coding region runs from base 1 to 1452 and encodes 483 amino acids. Lineage: Eukaryota; Fungi; Basidiomycota; Tremellomycetes; Tremellales; Tremellaceae. The record is from RefSeq and is a predicted model, not a curated record.